AUGUGGACUUACCGAGCAAGUCGAGCAGCAGCAAGAAGGCGACUGUCGACAUUGCGAUCCACCCAAAAAGCAGCACCUUGUGCCUUGCGUUCUGUUCUUUGGGCUCCAACAGAAAAAAAUGCGCCAUCGGAUGCUGCAGUGUCCAGUCACCAGUUACUGUUGCGUGCUGGGUUUGUGCGCAAAUGCGGUCAUGGGCUAUUCACGCUGUUGCCAUUAGGUUGUCGCGUCGUUGCUAAGCUCGAAGCAAUGAUAGAUGAUGAGAUGCAAAAGAUUGGUGGCAAUCGUGUUGACCUGACCAUUCUGACGCCAAAAGAGCUGUGGAAGCAAUCGGGCCGUUGGCAGAAUCGUGGCCAGGAGCUUAUGACGCUUAACGAUAGACGUAACGAUCAACUUGUAUUAGGACCGACACAUGAAGAAAGUAUUACGAGUCUUGUGGCCGCCUACUAUAAGAAUGUAGGACUAUCACACGCGUCUCUGAGGCUGUACCAGAUCGGCCGCAAAUUUCGUGAUGAGAUUCGACCAAGAUUCGGCCUGUUGCGAGCAAGAGAAUUCGUAAUGAAGGACAUGUACUCGUUUGAUACGUCGUUUGACGGUGCACUGCAGACGUACCAGGCUGUCACGACUGCGUAUAAAAAUAUAUUAAUUUCGAGACUUAAGCUAUCGGCUAAAUGCGUGGAGGCAGAUUCCGGAAAUAUCGGCGGUAAUCUCUCGCACGAGUUCCACGUGCUAGCAGAUGUGGGUGAAGAUGCGAUUCUGUCCUGCUCGUCGACAGGCUGUGAUUAUGCAGCUAAUGUGGAGAAGGCAGAGGGAAUUAUGCCAGUGUCGAGCGAAGAAUUGAUAGGGCGGAGUGAUGAAGUCUCAGCGGAGCUUAGCGACGUCAUUGCGCGGCUCGACAACAAGGUUCGCGCGGGAGAAAAGGACUUGUGGACAGUUGUGAUGGAGCUUCAAGAGAUUGCAGGAUCCCGAGGAUUUUCCGUCAAAUUACUACAAGAACAGGCACAAGUCCAUGAUAGUGUGACUAGUCGUAAUGAAAGAAGCAAGAAUAACUCGAUACCUCGUACUGCACUUUGCUUCGUUCGACACGAUCGUGAAGUCAAUGGUCUAGCAGCAAAGCCCUUUUUUGGCGGUGAUGCAGUCAAAGUGAUUGAGGACAAAGCAGCGAUAGCUAAGCUGCUGUUGAACCAUGAUCCGACUUCGGAGCUGUAUCUGCUCUUGGAUGAUUCCUUAAAGCUGAUUACGCAUGCCUCUGUUGCCGUGAAAGCUCUAUAUGCCACUGCAGAGUCGCUUUCAAUGCGGCAAAAACACACGCACGUUAUUCAUGGUCACUUCCGGCUGGCAAAAGCUGGUGAUCGUUGCCCACGUUGCAAAGGCGGCGAAACUUCAGUGCUUGAAGAAAAACGCGGUAUUGAGGUUGGUCACGUGUUUUACCUCGGACAGAAAUACUCGCAAGCAUUUGGUGCCACGUACAGGGAUGCUAAAAAAAACAAGUACCCGUUUGAAAUGGGCUGCUUUGGCCUUGGAAUAAGCCGAUUGGUAGCUGCGGCGGUCGAGGCAUCGCAUGAUAAAUUUGGAAUCGUUUGGCCUACGGAAAUCGCGCCGUACAAAGUUAUUGUUUUGUCCAUCGGUGGAACGAAGUAUGACGAUCCCGAAUAUAUAACUGCAUGGGAUAUUGCUGGCAAGCUGGCAUCGGGCAAAGUCCCAGGUUUCGUAAAGGACGAUGUGCUCUUCGAUGAUCGCUUGCGAGAAAGCCCGGGUUCGAGGCUUGUGGAGUCAGAGCUGAUUGGUUACCCAUACCGUGUUGUCGUGGGCAAACACUUUACGAAGGAGGGUCUUGUUGAGAUUCAAAUCCGAGCUACCAUGGAGAAGAUUUACCGGAAGCCUGAUAAAGUUUUAGCGUUUUUUGCAGGUCUCGCAGACAUGUAG
Molecule: messenger RNA, 1923 nt
Organism: Plasmopara halstedii
Lineage: Eukaryota; Oomycota; Peronosporomycetes; Peronosporales; Peronosporaceae
Product: prolyl-trna synthetase
Exons: 1
Coding region: 1-1923 (640 amino acids)
Biological process (GO): prolyl-tRNA aminoacylation
Cellular component (GO): mitochondrion; cytoplasm
Molecular function (GO): ATP binding; proline-tRNA ligase activity
Source: RefSeq, a predicted model, not a curated record